This is a messenger RNA of Thamnophis sirtalis, 2936 nucleotides long. Lineage: Eukaryota; Metazoa; Chordata; Lepidosauria; Squamata; Natricidae. The record is from RefSeq and is a predicted model, not a curated record.
GCAUGUACUGGAAUAGAAAAUAUUGAUGAAGCUAUCACCUUACUUGAACAAAAUAACUGGGAUUUAGUGGCAGCCAUCAAUGGAGUUAUACCACAGGAAAAUGGCAUUUUAGAAAGUGAAUAUAGUGGAGAAUCUUUACAAAGGCCUGCCUAUGGUCCUGCUAGUCAUCCUUCGUCAUCUUCAGCAUCAUCAUCCUCUUCUGCAUUUCGUCCCGUAGUGCCAUCCCGACAAAUAGUGGAAAGACAACCACGAAUGCUUGACUUCAGAGUGGAAUACAGAGAUCGAAAUGUGGAUGUGGUGCUUGAAGACAGUUCUACAGUUGGAGAGAUCAAACAUAUUUUAGAAAAUGAGCUUCAGAUUCCUGCAUCGAAAAUAUUGCUAAAGGGCUGGAAGACUGGAGAUGUAGAUGAUAGUACUAUUCUAAAAACUCUACACUUGCCCAAAAACAACAACCUGUAUGUCCUAACGCCCGACUUGCCACCACCAUCUUCAUCAAGUUUGCCAGGUGCCCUGCAGGAAUCAUUAAAUCAAAACUUCAUGCUGAUCGUCACCCAUCGAGAAGUCCAGCGGGAGUACAACCUCAACUUCUCAGGAAGCAGUACCAUUCAGGAGGUUAAACGAAACGUGUAUGACCUGACUAGUAUCCCUGUUCGUCAUCAAUAUUGGGAAGGCUGGCCUGCUUCUGCUACAGAUGACUCAAUUACUUUAGCAGCCUCAGGAAUCUCUUAUCCUUGCCAUCGACUUACAGUUGGGAGAAGAUCUUCACCAGCACAAACUAGAGAACAAUCAGAAGAGCAAUGCACAGAUGUACAUAUGGUUAGUGACAGUGAUGGAGAUGACUUUGAAGAUGCUACAGAAUUUGGGGUGGAUGAUGGAGAGAUGUUUGGUAUGGCAUCAUCUGCAUUGAGAAAAUCUCCAAUGAUGCCAGAAAAUGCUGAAAAUGAAGGAGAUGCCUUAUUACAAUUCACAGCAGAAUUUUCUUCAAGAUAUGGUGACUGCCAUCCAGUAUUUUUUAUUGGAUCUUUAGAGGCUGCCUUUCAAGAGGCCUUCUACGGGAAAGCUAGAGAUAGGAAGCUUCUUGCUGUCUACCUCCACCAGGAUGAAAGUGUGCUGACUAAUGUAUUCUGUUCUCAAAUGCUGUGUGCUGAAUCUAUUGUUUCCUACCUGAGUCAGAACUUUAUAACAUGGGCAUGGGAUAUGACAAAAGAAGCAAAUCGAGCAAGGUUUCUAACAAUGUGCACAAGACACUUUGGCAGUGUUGUAGCUCAAACUAUUCGCACUCAGAAGACAGAUCAGUUUCCAUUGUUCCUUAUUAUUAUGGGAAAACGAUCAUCAAAUGAGGUGUUGAAUGUAAUACAAGGAAACACAACAGUGGAUGAGUUAAUGAUGAGGCUGAUGGCUGCAAUGGAGAUCUUCAGUGCACAGCAGCAAGAAGACAUAAAGGAUGAGGAUGAACGCGAGGCCCGAGAAAAUGUGAAGAGAGAACAGGAUGAAGCUUACCGAAUCUCUCUGGAAGCUGACAGAGCAAAAAGGGAAGCGCAAGAAAGAGAAAUUGCAGAGCAGUUUCGCUUGGAACAGAUUAGAAAAGAACAGGAGGAAGAGCGUGAAGCUAUAAGGCUCUCUUUAGAGCAGUCAUUGCCUCCUGAGCCCAAACAGGAGAGUACUGAAUCAGUUAGUAAGCUACGUAUCCGAACACCCAGUGGAGAAUUCUUUGAACGACGUUUCCUGGCCAGUAGCAAGCUGCAGGUCGUCUUUGAUUUUGUAGCUUCCAAGGGUUACCCUUGGGAGGAGUUCAAGCUACUAGGGACUUUUCCCAGGAGAGAUGUAACCCAGCUGGAUCCAAAUAAAUCAUUAUUGGAGUUAAAAUUGUAUCCUCAAGAAACACUUUUUCUAGAAGCAAAAGAAUAGAUGAAGCCAGAUUGCAGGACUAAGUAAUUAUUUGAUAAUGAAUAAGGCACGGCGAACGCUUUAUCCAAAUCACUGUGUCCUAUCAUUUAAAUCAGAUCAAUGUCCCAGCUCUGCCACUUUCAAGAAGCUGGGAAGAAAGAAUAAACAUAGUUCCAUAAAAAUUUCCCAUACAUGAGUAUGUGUUUUCAACCUCAUUUAAAAGAGCAGAGAAAAUACUUUGCUACAAAUACUGAACACUAGAAUCUGUUGCUCACUUACCAUCUGGCUUUUGUUAUAACUAAUACACUGUUAAAAUGUGAGUGAUUGUCCAGUAGAAUUUUUACUCCUCAAUUACCCCUUUUUUCACCAAGAAUUCUUGGACAUUUCUGCCUGUACUUUUGACACUAGAAUACUGUAUAUUUGAUAUCUUGCUAAACCAGUGCUCUCAUAUAUGUGCAUUGUUUUCUGUGUUUGAAAUUCAAUUUUGCCAUCUAAUUUUUUUAAGGCAGAAAAACAAUAAAUGGGACAUUUUCAUCCUUGGAGAUUUAACAGUAUUGUAGUAGUAGAAAGCAGAGGGUGUUUUUUUCCUCUAUACUUUCUGACACUUUCAUAAGAUGUAAGGUUUUGUUUGGAGACGAUAGUUUGACAUAUAUGCAAGAUAUUUAUUUACUGAUUUUUAUUUUUAUUGUGCUUUGAAUCUCAAUCCAGAUUCAGUUUGGGGAGUAUUUUCCAUUACAUUGCAGUGUGUUGAACUGCUGAUGAUAUGAGUAUCUAAAUAAUGUUUUAAAAAAGGAACUGUAGUGAAUGACUAGUACCCAGCUAACAGUUCAGAAAAAACAGGUGUUGGCUAUGAAUGUCCAAAGCAGCACAAAUAGUAAAGUUCUUUGCUCAUCAUUGUAGAAGAAUUACAGGACUCCAUUCCACUCCUCUCCUCUGUUUUGUUUCCUUUGCUUUUUCCCCCAUUCUGACACUGGUUUGUAUUAUUUUCCUUGAAGUUUUAAGCACCUUGUUUGUUUCACCAAACAAUAAAAAUGUAAAAUUACAGUGUA